Messenger RNA from Jaculus jaculus (lesser Egyptian jerboa), 2241 nucleotides. It is a transcript of the gene Abi1, whose product is annotated as abl interactor 1. The transcript is spliced from 11 exons. Gene Ontology annotation, cellular component: lamellipodium; intracellular anatomical structure. Gene Ontology annotation, molecular function: SH3 domain binding; cadherin binding. NCBI's taxonomy places the organism in Eukaryota, Metazoa, Chordata, Mammalia, Rodentia, Dipodidae. The coding region runs from base 165 to 1610 and encodes 481 amino acids. The record is from RefSeq and is a predicted model, not a curated record.
GAGAGUAAGGAGGAAGAGGAGGAGGUGCAGGCCCACAAUACCAGGCGUGCGGCAGUCUCGGCUUUGGCUGUCUGGGCUGUGGGGUUCUUGGGGCCUCGGCGGAGCCCGCUGCUGCCGCCUCCUCGGUCUUUCACGCGCGAGGAAGCGAUGCGGAGGGGUGGAAGAUGGCAGAGCUGCAGAUGUUACUAGAGGAGGAGAUCCCGUCCGGCAAGAGGGCGCUGAUAGAGAGUUACCAGAACCUGACCCGGGUGGCGGACUACUGUGAAAACAACUACAUACAGGCUACAGACAAAAGAAAAGCAUUAGAAGAGACCAAAGCAUAUACAACCCAAUCGCUAGCUAGUGUUGCUUAUCAAAUAAAUGCAUUGGCUAACAAUGUACUCCAAUUGCUGGACAUCCAAGCCUCUCAGCUUCGGAGAAUGGAGUCUUCCAUCAAUCAUAUCUCUCAGACCGUGGAUAUUCAUAAAGAAAAAGUGGCUCGAAGAGAAAUUGGUAUUUUGACAACUAAUAAGAAUACAUCAAGAACUCACAAAAUAAUAGCACCUGCAAAUAUGGAACGCCCUGUAAGGUAUAUUCGGAAACCUAUCGACUACACAGUGCUGGAUGAUGUGGGCCAUGGAGUUAAGUGGCUAAAAGCCAAGCAUGGAAAUAACCAGCCUGCAAGAACUGGCACACUGUCUAGAACAAAUCCUCCUACUCAGAAACCACCAAGUCCUCCCAUGUCAGGCCGAGGAACUUUGGGGCGGAAUACUCCUUAUAAAACCCUAGAACCUGUUAAACCCCCAACAGUUCCUAAUGACUACAUGACUAGUCCCGCAAGGCUCGGAAGUCAACAUAGUCCUGGCAGGACAGCUUCUUUAAAUCAGAGACCAAGGACACACAGUGGAAGUAGUGGAGGAAGUGGGAGUCGAGAAAACAGUGGAAGCAGUAGCAUUGGCAUUCCCAUUGCUGUGCCUACACCUUCUCCACCCACUAUUGGCCCAGCCACCCCUGGCUCAGCUCCCGGUUCCCAGUACGGCACAAUGACCAGGCAGAUUUCUCGACACAACUCUACCACUUCUUCGACAUCUUCUGGUGGAUACAGACGGACUCCCUCUGUGACUGCCCCAUUUUCUGCUCAGCCUCAUGUUAAUGGAGGUCCACUUUAUUCUCAGAAUUCAAUUUCUGUUGCUCCACCCCCUCCCCCUAUGCCUCAGUUGACUCCACAGAUACCUCUCACAGGCUUCGUGGCCAGGGUGCAGGAAAACAUUGCUGAUAGCCCAACUCCACCGCCACCACCUCCGCCAGAUGACAUGCCCAUGUUUGAUGACUCUCCACCUCCGCCCCCACCUCCUCCUGUGGACUAUGAGGAUGAGGAAGCAGCAGUAGUCCAGUACAGUGAUCCUUAUGCAGAUGGGGAUCCUGCGUGGGCCCCCAAGAACUAUAUUGAGAAAGUUGUUGCAAUAUAUGAUUAUACAAAAGACAAGGAUGACGAGCUGUCAUUUAUGGAGGGUGCCAUCAUUUAUGUCAUCAAGAAGAAUGACGACGGCUGGUAUGAAGGGGUCUGCAACCGGGUGACUGGACUCUUCCCUGGGAACUAUGUUGAAUCAAUCAUGCACUAUACUGAUUAAAUUUCCAAAGUAGGUUCUUAUUAUUCAGUCAUACUGUGGGACUAUAAUGGUUAACAGAAUUGUCUUAAUGUUUUAAAAUGUGCCCAUAUUUUCAGGACAUGCUGUUUUAUUGGUAUAUUUGAAUGUCUACCUGUAAGCAUAAAUCUUCAAGGCAGUUUGUGUAUUGCUAAACAGCAAUGUAUACAAGUGGCUGCCCAUGGUUGAUUCUGCACAUGUACUUACACAUUGAUAACUAUGACCAGCCUAAGCUUCCUGGGGAUGUGGGGUAUCGUAUUUAACAAAUCAGGAUUCAGAUAGGACCGUUACAGCAUGGUUACUAACACUGUCCGGCUAAUAUUAAACUCAGAAAACUUAAAUGCUGGUGCUGGUCAUAUUUUGUUUAGAUUCUCAUUUUUUAAAAAAAGAUUGUGUUCAAAGCAUGCAUAGAAUUUUAUGUAUUGAAAUAUACUUAAAAAUUCCAAGAUGCUUCCAAUUUGUGUAAUACCUAACUGGAGUAUUCAGACUUCAAGUCUCCAAGGUCUCCAUGUGAAACAAAGAAUUAUCUGUAAUGUUGUAAUUUGUAUCUAAGUUUUUUAAUGGGUGAAAUUUGCAUUAUAAAUUUUUCCAUUCAUAAAUAUAUAAGUGAACCAAA